AUGCACAUCUUCGUCAUUGGUGGAACCGGCCGCAACGGCUCCCUGGCCAUCCAAGAAGCUCUCUCCAGAGGCCAUACAGUCACCGCCCUUGUCCGCAACCCAUCCACCACAUCCCUACCCUCUCACACCAACCUCACCCUCGUCAAGGGCACCCCCACUUCUCAAGCCGAUGUCCUCGCCGGCCUCACAACUCCUGAGCCUCCCAAGGCCAUCAUAUCAGCGCUUGCACAGGUUCGCACUUCAGAGUCGCCUUUUGCGUCUCUACGCCCUGAUACUACACCUGACUUUUUGACCUCGAGCAUGCGAGUCUUGCUAGCUGCCAUCUCGCAGGCCAACCUCCCCUACAAACCCAAGCUUGUCAUAAACUCAGCUCAGGGUGUUGGCUCCUCCUGGCGCUCUAUGAACCUUCCCGGUAAGAUCAUCUUCAGUCACGGAAGCAUGGGUAUCGGACUCAAGGACCACAACAAACUCGACCGGCUCGUACGCGACAGCGGCUUGCCCUUUGUUUCCCCACGACCGUGUAUGCUCGCCGAAGGUGACGUCAAGGACGUCAAGGUCUGGCCUGAAGAUGGAAAAGGCUGUGCGUGGAUGCCAUCCAUUACUAGAGCGAGCGUUGGACGGUGGCUCGUUGAUGCCGUUGAGAGUAAUGAGUGGGACGGAAAGGCACCGGUAAUCACGAAUUAA
Molecule: messenger RNA, 684 nt
Organism: Fusarium keratoplasticum
Lineage: Eukaryota; Fungi; Ascomycota; Sordariomycetes; Hypocreales; Nectriaceae
Product: NAD(P)-bd-dom domain-containing protein
Exons: 1
Coding region: 1-684 (227 amino acids)
Source: RefSeq, a predicted model, not a curated record